Molecule: messenger RNA, 2350 nt
Organism: Liolophura sinensis
Lineage: Eukaryota; Metazoa; Mollusca; Polyplacophora; Chitonida; Chitonidae
Product: gem-associated protein 6-like
Exons: 1
Coding region: 138-686 (182 amino acids)
Biological process (GO): spliceosomal complex assembly; spliceosomal snRNP assembly
Cellular component (GO): nucleus; SMN complex
Source: RefSeq, a predicted model, not a curated record
CUUCGGAGGCAACUAGUAAUGAAAACACAGCUGUUGUCAAAGUACAAAAAUUAUAGUCACUUUGACCUUUCACACUGAGAGGAGUCAGAUCAUUUUAAUAAGGUGCUAGUGUGGUGUGAGUAUUGAUCUGUUUGUAUAUGGAAGAGGCAAACAAAGACAUGGAACAGCAUCCUAUAUUCAGCAAGGAUCCGGGCCAAUGGAUGGCUUUGGUUCACAAAGAAGUAUUGGUAACAUCUGAGACAGGAAGACAGCACCAGGGGUGGGUUUACACCAUAGACCCAGUUACACAGAGCAUUGCCCUGGCACAGUUUGAUGGGGCCACUAAGACCCUGCAAAACAUUGAGAUUGUACUGGGCCACGCUGUAAAGGAGAUGAGAGUUGUGAAUGAGAACACUGAAGAAUUUAGAGAAGCGCUAACUAACCUGUGCAAAUCUGUGUCAGAUAUGCCAGAGACACUGAGCCAAGAAACUCUAAAGAGGAGACAACUCAGUCUGAAAUCCUGGCUGGAGAAAAACCGUCUUCCAGUCAGAGUAACUGGUGAAUUGGAUGACACAUUGACAAUAGCUGAUGUAUUAGUUGUUCAACCUCCAUUUGGACCAGAAAACUGUAUUUGUACGAAUGAGAUCAUCUUGGGUAGAAUCCAGGGUCUUAUAAAAAACAUGCCAGCUGAUCAUGAACAGUGGUAGCAUAAGCAUGAAGAGAAUUCAAUUUAACAGAAAAGACGAACACUUCGGUACUGUGAAGUGUCAUAAAAUGAAAGUAUCUUAUUUGGCACGUGGUAAGUGUGUUAAGUGAAGAAACUAUUCUUGAAAGUGAUACCAAAAAAACCCUAUUACUUGUUUAGUGUAAAUUUUUUCGUUUAGACCAGUUCAAAAAUUUAAGUUGGAUCCUUUCAGUGAAACAUUUUGAUAUUUUUAUUUUUCACACAUUUGUCUUUUUUUUUUUUAAUCCUUAAUUCCACUCUUGUACUGUUGUGAUUUUUUACUGUAAACUUCAUACUUACUUACAAUCAGCAGUCAGAAGAAACAGAAAGAUAGAGGUGAUUGUGAUUUUAUAGCCAUUACUGUUUACAAUAUCUAGAUGUCAUCCUCUUAAUGUAACAGUUUUGCUGCCAGGCACAAUUUACACAUUCAUUUGCCUUUUCUGAUCAGAGCAAAUGUUGAAAAACAAAAAUUAAAACUUUAUGGACAAUGGCUGCUUGCUGCACUUCGUUGCUUUUGUUGGUGUAGUAAGAACAAGUUGAGGAACCUCUAUCCCUGUCCAUGGUCAUGCCAGGGAUGGGACUCUCCACUGUUUGGGAGCUGCAGGGUUAUUAUUUGGUAUGCAGGUACACAUUAGUACGAAACUGCGAUACAACCUACACUGCAUUGGUUACCAUGGCGACGAGAUAGUCUCCAAAUACAGGUGUACAUUCAUGUCAAAUUAUAUAAAGCGUAGAUUAUAGAUUUCCCCACUCUCACUGCUUGUUGAGUCUAAAUGACGAUAAGCUGUUGAUGCUCGUGUAUCUGCUUAUGAAGUUCGUUCAGGAACACUUGUCUUCCUAUCUGUACGUCAUAUGUCGGAAGUUGUCUGUAGCUUAUGAUUGGUACGCGGUAGUUUGCAUAGGGCACUCCGGUCACCUCCACCCAUGAAACGACUACAUGUAGCAUCAUAUAGGUGAAAAUUCUUGAGUAUGACAUUAAACACCAAUCCAAUAACUCAAGUAGAGUUUUGUAGCUGAAAUAUUAGCUUUUGGUGGAUGUCGUGGUAACCAGGUUGUCAUUAAGCCUUAUGUUUCUUUAUGCUCUAGUUGAAAUGUUCUCUGGGGGACUCGUUCAAAGCCUUGCAUUUCUCUAAUGAGUAUGUGUAUCUUUAUCGGACAACAUACAUUUGGUAGUCGGGCCUCUGGCCGAGUAGUUAGUGUAGCACAGCACAAUGACUUGAGAGGCUCUCACCUAUUCAAUUGCUGUGAUUUCAAGUCCAGCGUAUGCUGGCUUUCUGUCGGGUCGCACAUGGGAAGGUCUACCAACAUCCUGUGGAUGGUCGUGGGUUUCGCCAGGGCUCUCCCAGUUUGCUCGCACCAAAAUAUCUUGGAGUGUUUUUACUUGCGGCAUCUUCAAAGAGACCAAACCAAUCAAAUAUAUAUGGUGGUGUUGAUCCAAGAUCUGUUUCAUCCAUUCCAUGUGGAAGGAUAAGGUAAAAGUGAAACUAACAACAAGGCUAAUCUUCAGGCUAGUUGCUCACAUAAAUACUCUCCCAUUUUGUCCUAAAGAGAUCAAAACUUUACUUUAAACAUAUGUAAUAUGUUUAAAGUAAAGUUGUAAUAUCAAAUAAAUAUGUAAUAUCAGAGACAGAAAUCAUAAAUGUUUUU